AUGUGCGGGAACGGGGAAUCUAACAGCACUGCGCCCAGCCAGCGGGCUCCCCCGGCCACGCCCUACCAGGCCGUCCAGGACUACAUCUCUAAUGUCAACAGCUACAAGAUUAUCGAGAGCACUCUCCGCGAAGGUGAGCAGUUCGCUAAUAGUUUCUUUGACACAGAGACCAAGGUCAAGAUUGCCAAGGCGCUCGACUCAUUCGGCGUCGAUUAUAUCGAACUUACGAAUCCUUGCAGCUCGGAACAAUCGUUCCAGGAUUGCAAGACCAUCUCUAGCCUCGGCCUCAAGGCCAAGAUCCUUACCCAUGUCCGGUGUCACAUGGGCGACGCCAAGAGGGCCGUCGAGGCAGGAGUAGAUGGUGUAGAUUUGGUUAUUGGGACCUCGAGGUAUCUCCGAGAGUAUAGCCACGGAAAGAGCAUGGAGAUGAUACAGAAGACGGCGUUGGAGGUGAUUUCAUACCUACAGAGCCAAAAUGUUGAGAUCCGAUUCUCCUCGGAGGACUCCUUCCGUUCUGACCUGGUUGAUAUUCUCUCGCUCUACAAGGCAGUCGAUAGAGCGGGUGUGCACCGCGUUGGAAUUGCCGACACGGUCGGUGGGGCAACUCCUCGUAUGACAUAUGACGUGGUCCGCACUCUUCGUGGUGUUGUUGGCUGUGAUAUUGAGUGCCAUUUCCAUGACGAUACUGGCUGCUCAGUGGUAAGUCCUCACACAUUCUUUAUAAAUGCGUUCUGUGCACUUGAGGCUGGCGCAACGCAUGUUGACACAUCCGUCCUCGGCAUUGGCGAGCGAAACGGUAUUACGCCACUAGGUGCUUUCAUGGCAAGAAUGGUUGUCACCGCCCCCGAGUACACAAAGUCCAAGUACAAUCUCAAGGAGCUGAAGGCUCUUGAGACUUUAGUAGCCGAUGCAGUAGAGAUCAAUAUCCCGUUUAACAACCCAGUCACGGGCUUUUGCGCAUUUACACACAAGGCUGGCAUCCACGCCAAGGCUAUCCUCGCCAACCCUUCGACAUAUGAGAUCCUUGAUCCCGAGAUCUUCGGUCUCUCUCGCUACGUGUCGAUCAACAGCCGCAUAACCGGUUGGAAUGCCGUCCGCUCGAGAGCUGAGCAGUUGGGACUCAGUAUGACUGAUGAGCAGGUCAAGGAAGUGACCGCCAAGAUCAAGCAGAUGGCCGAUAUCAGACCCCUUGCCAUUGAUGAUACGGACAGUAUCCUUCGGUCGUUCCAUCUUGAGCUUCAGCAGUCAUAA
Molecule: messenger RNA, 1251 nt
Organism: Clonostachys rhizophaga
Lineage: Eukaryota; Fungi; Ascomycota; Sordariomycetes; Hypocreales; Bionectriaceae
Source: the annotation of a GenBank genome assembly